AUGGGGAUGCUGGCUCUUUGUGCGGGUUUCCUUGCUUUAUACCUGCAGGUAAGUUUUUCUAAUGUGAGCUGCACAAAUCCUGACACAGUUUGGCACAGAAGAUCCAAAAAAUAUUUCAAUUUACUUUAUUUUUACUUGUUUGCGAAGGCUUCCUGCCAAGUUCUAGAGAUUAAAGUAAUGCUAGCGCUUUAAUUUUUGCAUUAGCUUCUCAUGCAAUGCUUUGUCAGGGACUCAUCUGAUUAUUAUUCUCAGUUCAUCAGGGUUAAUAUAAUAUUCCUACCCGCAGGUGCCCUCAUGUUACCCCACAUGCACACUCUAUGGCCUGGUAGCUGCCUGUGCCUCGAAGCACCUGUACUGGGUUCCCACCUUACCUUCAAACAUCACCCACCUCUUCCUAGAGAUGAACUACAUCAGCGAGAUCAACAGCACCUCCCUCAAAGCCUACAACCAGCUCCAAAAGCUAGACCUCGGCAAGCAAAAUGUGCAGCUCACAAUCAGGACUAACGCUUUCCUCCGGCAGAGAGUCUUGACCAGGUUGGUCCUCGGAUACAACAUCGGACUCAAACUCGAGCCGAGGGCUUUCGCAGGACUAUUCAGGUUACAACACUUGUCUUUGGACUACUGCAAAUUGUCAGACUCCAUUCUGUCGGAGAACUACCUUCAGCCCCUUAUCAACUUGGAAACACUCGAUCUCUUUGGAAAUGAAAUAUCGAGACUGCGACCGGGCCUGUUUUUCUCCAAGCUCGUAAAGUUAACCAAUCUAAACCUCACAUCAAAUCAGAUUGAAGGAUUAUGUGAAAAUGAUCUAGUUGGUUUCCAGGGGAAAUACUUCACUUUGCUGAAGUUGGACUUCAAUAAAUUGGGUAACAACUUUGAUUGGGAUCGAUGUGGGAAUCCUUUUAGGGGGGUGGCCUUUCAAAAACUGGACCUAUCAUCAAAUGAGUUUACUGUGAAUGGAUCAAGACAAUUUUUCAAAGCAAUAAUGGGGACUCAGAUUUCUCACCUUAUAUUCCAUGGACACAUGGGUAAAGGUUUUUCACACGAUAACCUCCCUGACCCGGAUUCUGGCACAUUUGUAGGCCUUACUAACAGUACCGUCGAAAUCUUAGAUCUCUCUAAAAACCGCAUAUUUUCCUUACAGGAGGCUGUUUUUAGUCCUUUUAAAGAUGUGAUCAUUAUUGAUAUGUCACUAAACAGGAUCAAUAAUAUUGGCAGAAAUGCCUUCAGUGGUCUCCAAGGACAUUUAAGGAUGCUCAACCUUUCAUUCAACCUCUUAGGAGAGAUUUAUUCUCACACUUUCUUCAGACUGACAAACCUGAGGGUGUUGGAUUUGUCUUAUAACCACAUCGGUAAGUUGGGUUACCAAGCGUUCAGCGGUCUUCCUUAUUUGCGAGGUUUAUACCUGACAGGAAACUCCCUCAAAGACCUGGGUUUCGCUGCAUCCUUACCAAACCUGGAGCGUCUUCUGUUGGGUGACAAUAAGUUAAAUUCCAUUCAUAGGAUCAAAUAUUGGGGGGGAAAGAACAGCACCCAUUUGGACUUAAGACAAAACAGAUUAACAAAUUUGGAGGAUGUUUACUCUGUUUUGGAGUAUUUCAAACGUCUACAGGUUUUUGUCUUUGGUGGAAACUUCAUCAAGUGGUGCGCUCUUAAUUCUAACUUUGACAUAUCCAAUAAUACUUUGCUGGUGCUUGAUCUCCAUGACAGUUCCCUGCAGGUAAUCUGGGCACAGAAGAAGUGUCUCGACCUGUUUGAUAAUCUAGAGAAUCUGCUCGGUCUAAAUUUAAGCCACAAUUCGCUCUCUUCUCUCCCACACGGGGUUUUCAGCGGGCUCAGCUCCAUCAUAGAGAUCGAUCUCUCAUCAAACGCUUUAACCUACCUCCACUCACAUGUCUUUCCAGUCAGCUUAAAAACUCUCCACCUCUCAGAUAACUUCCUAGCCUCCCCAGACCCUCUGGUUUUCAGGUCCUUCAGCCUCUUAAAUCUGGCAGGGAAUCGCUUUCACUGUAACUGUAAUCUGGAGCGUUUCCUGAAGUGGCUGAAUAUGACAAACGUGACCUUCCUGAGCCCCAUCGAGGAGCUCAUGUGUGAGUUCCCGUCUGCUCUGCGUCACCUCCCCCUACUUGAUUACUCCACGGUUAUUGAAACAUGUGAAACAGACGAUGAGAAGAAUUUGGAGGGUCUGAGGUUUGCUCUCUUCAUCUUCUCUGCUCUACUCACCAUCACCCUCACACUAACUGGGAUCGUGUACGCCCAUCUCCGAGGGGACAUAUUUAUUAUCUACAGGAGGAUUGUGGGUCGGGUACUUCAGGGCACAAAAAAACCCACAGCACCUGCGGGUGAGAUGAAGUAUGAUGCCUUCCUCUGCUUCACUGACGGAGAUUAUGGGUGGGUGGAGUCAGCUCUGCUGAAGAGGCUGGAUAACCAGUUUGAUGGAGGAAACAUCCUCCGCUGUUGUUUCGAGGCCAGAGACUUUCUGCCGGGCGAGGAUCAUCUCUCCAACAUCAGAGACGCCAUCUGGGACAGCAAGAGAACCGUCUGCAUCGUCUCUCAAAAGUUCCUUAAAGGUACAUUUCCCCAAACUUAAACAUAGAAAGCGGACAAAUUGAAGAGUGCAUCAACUCUUAUCUUAGUCGUCAAACCAGGAGGUCUGGUGUCAGAACUGACUGGACUGUGCCCUCUUUCUUCUAGAUGGUUGGUGCUUGGAGGCGUUCUCCCUGGCUCAGAGCCGGAUGCUGGAGGAGCUGACGAAUGUCCUGAUCAUGUUGGUGGUGGGGAAGGUGUGUGCAAAGCGGCAGGGUUACACACAUUUCCUUAAAAACACUAUUUUCAAAGUGUGUGCUGCAAUGGCUGAAUGAUGGUGCAACGACUGUCACUCCUUCACCACAACAAGAAAGUCCUUUGGUUGAACACCCUGUGCACAGAUGAGUUUUGUCCUAGUAGAGUCAAGACAUACUCGCACGGUUAAUAGGUAACUCGACCUGUAUCACUAUCAGCUCUUUAGCUGCUUACUGCUCCAUAAUGUGCAGGGCAGGUACCUCAGUGGAUGAUGGGUAAUGCAGCUCCUACUUCCCAGCAAUAGGUGUCAGCCUUGGUUCAGAUUAAAAAUAUCCCAACUCUACCUGAAAACUUCACAACUAUCUAAAAAACUGCUGCUGAGAAAUGAUUGUUUCAAAUAUAAAUGCAUGUUAUUGACCUUCCCUCCUACCGAUGUUCUUGCACAAUAAAACUGCAGGUCACUCACUACCAGCUGAUGAAGUACAACGCAGUCAGAGCUUUCGUCCAGAAGAGAGAAUAUCUAAUCUGGCCCGACGACCCUCAGGAUCUGGAGUGGUUUUAUUCGCGGCUCGUCUCACAGAUACUGAAAGACAGUAAAGUGAAAAAGUCUUCAGCGGAAAACGCUGAGUCAGCAGAACCGGACAUCCAACCAAAAAGUGAGGACAGUGACCAAUCAGACGACUUGAGAGAAACACAAAUGUGA
Messenger RNA from Xyrichtys novacula (pearly razorfish), 3481 nucleotides. Lineage: Eukaryota; Metazoa; Chordata; Actinopteri; Labriformes; Labridae. The record is from the annotation of a GenBank genome assembly.